This is a messenger RNA of Lagopus muta (rock ptarmigan), 14996 nucleotides long. RefSeq names its product potassium voltage-gated channel subfamily A member 6-like. Gene Ontology annotation, biological process: protein homooligomerization; potassium ion transmembrane transport. Gene Ontology annotation, molecular function: delayed rectifier potassium channel activity; protein binding. Bases 55 to 1908 code for a protein of 617 amino acids. The transcript has 2 exons. Lineage: Eukaryota; Metazoa; Chordata; Aves; Galliformes; Phasianidae. The record is from RefSeq and is a predicted model, not a curated record. Gene Ontology annotation, cellular component: voltage-gated potassium channel complex; membrane.
GCUCAAUUUUCAGAAAGACAAAAUGAACCGUUGUGAGUUUCUGCUCGGUUUCAAAUGCCAAUUGUGGCAUGGAUCAACCAAGCUCGCAGACGCCUGUCUGGCUCCCUUUCCCGCGCGAGUGUGUGCGCAAGCACGCGGCGUGGAAGGCAGAACCGCUGCACGGUGCCGAGCACGGCGGCGCCGGCACCAGGACCGGGAACAGGACCGGGGCUGAAGGAGGGGCCGCCGGGCGAGCCGCCGGGCAGGCGCAGAGCGGGAGUGGCGCAACAGGCGGGGCGGUGGGCGGUUCGGCGGCGGCGUGCGGAUGACGGGUGGUGCUGCCCGCUGAAGGAGAAGUGGGGGUGCAUGCAGGGCGGCGGCAUGCGGGCGGAGGAGCCCCUGGCGCUGGCGGCCCCGCAGGUGGUCGGUGGCGAGGCAGAGGCGACGAGCGAGGAGCAGGGCGGCAGCGGCUGCUGCAGCAGCGAGCGGCUAGUGAUCAACAUCUCUGGGCUGCGCUUCGAGACGCAGCUGCGGACCCUCUCCAUCUUCCCCGAUACGCUGCUGGGCGACCCGAGCCGCCGGGUGCACUACUUCGACCCUCUCCGCAACGAGUACUUCUUCGAUCGCAACCGACCUAGCUUCGAUGCCAUCCUUUACUACUACCAGUCUGGAGGGCGGCUCCGGCGGCCAGUCCAUGUGCCCCUCGACAUCUUCCUGGAGGAGAUCCGUUUCUACCAGCUGGGCCAGGAGGCCAUUGAGACCUUUCGGGAGGAUGAAGGUUUUAUUCAGGAGGAGGAGAAGCCCCUGCCUGAGCACCACUUCCAGCGCCAAGUCUGGCUGCUCUUUGAGUAUCCUGAGAGCUCUGGACCAGCCCGUGCUAUUGCCAUCGUCUCUGUGCUGGUGAUCCUCAUUUCCAUUGUCAUCUUUUGCCUAGAGACCCUGCCUGAGUUUCGUCAGGAGCCCAAGGUUGCUCAGCCUGGCUUCGGGGAGCUGGCUGUACUUGAUGAUGACAUACUGCUGCCACCACCACCACCAAGCGGGACUCCACAGUCUCCACAACCCACUGCUGGUGCUGGCCCUUUCUUCACUGACCCUUUUUUCCUCAUUGAGACACUGUGCAUCAUCUGGUUCUCCUUUGAGCUUCUUGUGCGUUUCUUCACUUGCCCCAGCAAGCCUGACUUCUCUCGAAACAUUAUGAAUAUUAUUGACAUUGUGGCAAUCAUCCCCUACUUCAUCACCCUGGGCACAGAGCUGGCCCAGCAACCACAGCAGAAGCAGCAGUCUGGGAGUAGCAGCAACAAUGGGGGCCAGCAGCAAGCUAUGUCCCUGGCCAUCCUCAGAGUCAUCCGACUGGUCAGGGUCUUCAGGAUCUUCAAGCUCUCCAGGCACUCCAAAGGACUACAGAUCUUGGGGAAGACUCUCCAGGCCAGCAUGAGGGAGCUAGGCCUCCUUAUCUUCUUCCUCUUUAUUGGUGUGAUCCUCUUUUCUAGUGCCGUAUACUUUGCGGAGACCGAUGACCCUGACUCGUUGUUCACCAGCAUUCCUGAUGCUUUUUGGUGGGCAGUGGUAUCCAUGACCACUGUGGGCUACGGAGACAUGUAUCCCAUGACAAUUGGUGGCAAGAUUGUGGGUUCCUUGUGUGCCAUUGCGGGUGUGCUCACCAUUGCUCUGCCUGUGCCUGUCAUUGUGUCCAACUUCAACUACUUUUACCAUCGAGAGACUGAUAAUGAAGAGCAGUGUCAGUACACCCAUGUCACCUGUGGCCAGCAGCAGUCACCCUUCUCUGAGCCCAAGAAGGGAGACAGUAAUCAGUCUCUCAGCAAAUCUGAAUUUUUGGAAGUGGAAGACCUGGAGUCCAUGAAAUAUUCCAAUUUCAUUCCCCCUGGUAAUCAGGGUUAUAAAGAGAAGAAAAUGCUGACAGAAGUGUGAUCAGUUUUGUUAUCCUGGGUCCAGGCACAGAGCUGCAAGCUGCUGCACAGCUGUCUUCGCACUAGCAGUUGGAUCUAUUCAGCAUUUACAUACCAAACUGUGGAUUGUGAUACCGUAAACGGAGUCGUCGUGAUAAUGGGCUCUUCUUUCCAGAUAUGCUGUUUCUUGUUGCUGUGUGCAGUCAGAAAUGUUCUUGCUUUGUUCUGUGGAGUGCUAGCUGUCAUUCCCUGCUCAUGGAUGGUUUUUUUUUAGGAUCACUGUAAUCCAAUUUUAGCUUAGAAGCCUAAUCUUUCUACUCCACUAGCGAAGAAGUCCUUGCAACAACUUCAGCUCAAGGAUUUUGCAGGGAGUAAGUAGUUAAAGGGGCUAUGAACAUCCGGCUCAAGCUGUAUCCUUGGUUCCUGUGCCAGCUUGGUGCCCUUAGCUGUGGGAUCAGUCACGCCUGCAAUGCCUUUGUCUUUGAAUAAUGGAAAUGCUUUAGCUAGCCUCACAGUGAGUUUUGCAGCUGUAGGUAAAAGUCGGCAAACAGAUGCCUUUCUUGUUUGCAACACUUGUCUUGCAGAAGACCCUCUUGUUUUAUGUUUCUAAAAAGUUGCAUAAAUAGAAAAGCACUUUGCUACUUCGUAUAUGCAUUUAUUAUAAGUGGGCAUAAAUGAUUUGACAGGCUUGUUGAAGAUUCUCUGUGUUUUGAUCUUAAGUCUUACUUGUGCCAGUGUCCUAAUGUUACUUGGCUUUUAUAGUACCAAGUUAACCUUUGUAGUGGUGCCUUCUCACUUUUGAAAAAAUUGAUUUGUUAUCUCCUCAAUUUAUUUCCACAAGUGUUUAGUGAUAUGUACUUUAUGCUUCAGGUACUCAGUUCUGUAUUCAGGCAUGUGAACACAGUUGACUCCACUGCGUUUUUAUUGAAGUGUUUCUGUAGCUGAGGAAAGUUUGCAUGCUCGUAUUAUGUUGAUAUUGCCAAAAAACACAACUACCUAUGCUGUCUUAAAAUUCCACUGAUAUUGUGGGUCACAGUCAUAAAUUAUUCCUGGGUAUUGGCAUUAGAGGCUGGCCUUUACACCAGCUUCCCUAAGACAUCUGCACAAACUCAAUAGCAUACCCUAGAACUUUAAAAUGAGAGGAAAAAGAGGUAAACUUGAAAUGCUAUUUUUGCUUUAUUAUUGAUUCAAACAGUUCUGGGUAUUUCUUAAAUUGAAAGCACAGAAAUGGUUUUUUCAUGCACUAGAUUUUCUAAGUGCAACUUACAGUAGCAAUGCAAAAUACAUUCCUUAGCCUGCAUUGCUGGGCUUGUCAAGGGACCAGAGAAUUUCAUUUUAAGAUGCAUGUUUUUCUUCACAGAUCACAUUUAUCUCUGCCUAUUCCCUAUUUUAAAAUGUUUCAAAUGCUGCUAGUGGAUGAAAAGGGAAAACAAAUACUUUCAGAUUCUAUUUGUAAACUUUCAUGCAAAUACAUGCAUUGUUUUUGUUUUUAAAUUUGAUUGUAUGUUCUGCGUUCAUAUGUGUGCAUGUGUUUGAAAGCAAAGACAGGCGGAAUCAUAGUAUCAGAGAACUAUAGAACUGCCUUAGGUUGGAGGGACUUUAAGAUAAUCUAAUUCCAACACCCAUGCCAUGGCCAGGGUUGCCAGCCACUGGGUCAGGCUGCCCAGUAUUCCAUCCAGCCUGGCUUUGAAAUCCUGCGGGAAUGGAGCAUCCAAAGCAUCUCUGGGCAACAGUGCCUCACUACCCUCUGAGUAAAGAAUUUUUUCCUAAAUUCUAACUUAAAUCUUCCCACUCUUUUAAUUGAAAGUCCUUCCUUUUUGUUCUGUCACUAUCAGACCAUGUAAAAAUCAGUCUCCCUUCUGCUUAUUAGCCUCCCCUACACAGUGAGGUUUGUUCAUGGCCUUCUCCAAGCUUGACAAGCUCAGCUCCCUCAAUUCUUCCUUUCUGAUAGAUGUGCUCCAGCCCCUUGAUCACCUUCAUGACCCUCCUCUAGAUCUGCUUCUGUAGCUCUACAAUUUUCUUGUGCUGGGAGUCCCAGGCCAGAACUCAGAACUCCAGAUGAGGCCUCACAAAGGCAGAGUAAAGGGUACAGUCACCUCCUUUGCCCUGCUGGCUGUCCCUCUUUUGAUGUAGCUCAGGAUACUGUUGGCUUUCUGGAUUGCAGGCACACAUAUCUCGCUCAUGUCUAGCUUUUUGUCCACCAGGAUCCCCAAGUCCUUCUCCACAGGGCUGCUCUCAAGUUCUUCUCUCAGUGUAUACCCAGCAUAUCUGGGAUUAUCCUGAUCCAAGUGCAGAGUAUCGCACCUGGCCUUCUUGAAUCUCAUUAUUUCCUGUGGGCCCAAUUUUCAAGCCUGUCCAAGGCCCUCUGGAUGGCAUCCCUUCCUUAUGUCAUAUCAGCUGCACCACUCAGCUUGGUGUACUUGCUAAAGGUACACUCAAUCCCACUGUCUGUGUCACUGAGAAAGGUGUUAAAGACACUGGUCCCAAGACAGGCCCCUGUGGGUCACCACUCAUCACUGGCCUCUACCUGGACAUAGAUCCAUUGACCACAACCCUGUGACCAUCCACCAAUUCUUUGUCCACUGAAUAGUCCACAAAACAGAUGUAAGGUGCAAAAUAUAUAGAAUAUGUUUUAUGUAUAUGUAUACAUCAUACUUUUCAAACAUAAGGCUGAGAUUGCUAAGGACAUGUCCUUUAAUAUCGUCUGAGCUGGCAGGGUUGUGAGAUGGGAUCUGUUUGCAUCCUUGUUACCCUGCUUAUUUUCCAUUGUCCUGAGAUUUGGCUCCAUGCCUAGAGUGCUUUUAUUGUGUCUCUCCUCAUCUGGGUCGUGAUCAUAUGGUAGAAGUUGUUUAUGUAAGUCCUAACUGCUGCGCUUCUCCAGAGACCCAUAGUCUUCUCAAAGGUUUCUAAUGUACAAGGAACUUGCCUUAGGUCAGUGCACAGACAUUGCACUGAUUCUUCUGUUCUCUCUCAAUGGUCAGCAGCAAAAAGCCACUUGUUACUGCAGAUCAGCCUGGGAGAGCACAUGUGGUGUGGUAUGUUGAUGGCUCUGUAGAUGAGAGGAGCUUGCCUGAAUAAAAAGAGCAGAAAGUGACUUUCCAGGCUACCUCCACAGAUGUCUGUGUCUAGUGCUUUUUUUGUUUCAUUGUAACUGAGGCGAAUUUAUCUGAAUUUCUGGGCUUUGGCUUUCAUUCUGCAUCUCUUAAAGCAUGUAACUUGUGGGUCAGUAAUACUGGAUCCCACUGCAUGGUGGGAUCUCUGUUGAUUUUGUGUAAAAAGUUGUCUUGGUGUCUGAAUUAAUUUUGCAAAAUGCUAUUGUUGUUCUUAGUUGUGUAUCAGAUUCAGUACAAUGAAAUAUUCUUCUGAAUGUAAGGGAUUGGCUUUCAGUUUUAUGUUGUCCUUGCAAGUGCACUAAGCUAGCAGAAGAACCUGCUAUUUAAGAAGGAUGUGUCGAGGCUGUUGCUGUCUCCUAGUAGAAUGCCCAUGUUUGGGAUUAUUUUAUGCAGAAGUGUAUCAGCUGAUACAAGUUUCCCCAAAGUAAGAUAUAAAAAGCUCAGGUUAAGCACGAGUUCAGGAGGAGGCACGAGCUAUGCACUGCUUACGUCAGAAAAUUCCUUGUGCUGGUUUCUUCCCUUUGGCCCAACCCCUCUGCCCCUGCCAGGCAGGAGCCGUACCUCUCAAGAAGAGGUUGUUCUUCCAGCCGGCGUGGUAUGUGGCUGGGCAUGCAGACUAACAACAACAACAAAAAAGACGUGAGACGUAACCAGUAACAUAAACUCUAGCAUGUCUUGUAAAGAUGUUCUGGUAAUAAGAGCUUCUGCUAUCAAGUGAAAUUCAGCUGUGGGUUUCUAAGCAUAUAGACACAUACAUGCAAAGGAACUUUGCUGUGAACAGACCACUUUAUGUGCAGUUUUUUGCACUCCAUAUUUUUCAAUUCUGGAAACAAUGUGCAAAUGAAAAUGUGUAAAACAGGAGUGUUGUUUUCUCCCUGGAUUUUCUGUGUUAGAGCUAAGAGAAAUACAAAAAAUUAUCAAGCUUGGAAAGUGUAGCCUGGGAGUUUUAUUUAAGUGUGCAAAUCUGUUUUUAAGCAUAUCCUAAAAAAAAUACCAACAAACCAGGGUAGUCAAGUCAUGCAGUCAUCAGCAAUAUUAUAGCUCUUCUGGUAUUAAGCAGCCUUCAGAAUUUUUGCAAUUGACUUAAGUGACAUUGUGCCUUUAUAAAGCACUUAAGUUUUCAGCUGUUAGCAGUCACCUCUGGAUGCUUGAAAUACAAAUCUGUCUGUUUGUUUAGCUAUUUUCUUCUUAAGGCAGACCACACCUUUUGAAGCAAAGUAGCAUCUCCAAAGAUUCAUAACAAUCUCACAGACUGUUUCUCUACCCUGUGACUUUGGCUACAGGCAAAAGCACUGUUGAAUAUGUUAUCAGCACACCACCUUUACAGCCAUUUUCUUUGGUUAGUGAAGAUCCCAUCAUGUUAUAUUGUGUAUAGCUGCCCUGUUAAACUCCAGACUGACAGACUGUUAACAGUGUUUGAAAACAGGCAGUUCAAACAAGGAGAUAGGAAGGACUUUAUAUCCUUGCACAUGGAGAGAUAAGGGUAUGUGAAAGACACGCUUAGGGACAAGGGGGUCAACUGGUCAAUGAGUUUUCUGAGUGCUCAGUUACAAGGAAUACAAGGAGGAGUGUUGCUUUAGAAAACACAGAAUCAUUUUUUUUUUAACAAUCUCACUAGGAAAUAAAGUUUUGUUAUGGGAAAGACUACCACAUUUUUCCUGAAUCUUUGGCCAUUCUGUGACAAUCAGUUAUAACAAAAAUUUUCCAUGGGAUAUUUUGCACCAAAUCAGAGCAGGGGAGAAAUCAAUGAGGGAAGGAAAAGAAGAAUUUUAUAGUGGAUGCCUUUUUUAUCCACUGCUUAUCAACUAUCUGAUGGACUGUAAGUUUAAAAGGCAUGAAAAGUUGUUUUGCAGUAUUUCAGAGUAUUACUGAAGGAUUCCUGAAGUUUUUCACAAGGUGAAAGUUCUGUUCCUGUUUGAAAAAUAUUGCAUGUUGAGUUUUUUGAGUAAUUUUUUGUCUCAGCCCUGUUCAUUCUGAUCCAGCUUAUAUGGAUAAAAGUCAUUGCUACAGCAGCUGGAAUGAUGAAGGUGACAGGACAAAGUGUUCUCUACUAAGCCCACUCAUUUGAUGUACGGAGAUCCCUGCAGGGAUAAAGAAGAAUGAGUAAAAAGGAAAUUCAAGGGAGAAAAAAGCAGGGUAAGGGCUGAAGAAUCUUUCAUACUAUGAUGAAAAGAACAGGAUCAUCCCUAAAAGCAAAAGAACUAACAGCUCCAGCUUCUGCUGUUAUAGCAGAGGUAGGUAAGGUUUCUUUUUCAUCUGUGAAAUCAACAACUGAAUUUCUUGCAAUUGAUGAGGAGGGAUUUCCUAAUUAAAAUUUACAGCCUAAAUGGAGAAUCUGAUUCUAGGUGAAGAAAAGAAGAAAAAUAACUAUAAACUACAAAAACAUAGUAUGAGCCAGAUCCUCACCAUCUACUGAUGUAAGUUAGCAAAACCCCAUUUAACGUAACUACCUUCAUUUAUGUUGAAUCUUCUGCGUACAGUCAAAACAUAUGUACUGUCUGUUAAAGUGCUUACCUUCAUUUUUUCUUCUCUUGAGGUACUCUUUACAUCGGGGAAUGCAGAUUACAGCAGGAGUUAACCUCAGCUUUCCCGAAAACUGUCAUCUGAUAUAAGUCCAAGUUGAAAUUACCAGUGUCCAACUUUUCCUUAAUGAAAGAAGGGAAAAGAUUUGCAGGAGGGAAAUUUUAUGGAAAGUGCUCAUCAACUUUUGUGGUCACUCUAAAAUACUGAAGCUGUGUUGCCUCAGAGGCAAGACUUGUGAGAAACCUUGCCUUCAUACAAAAUAUCACUGGAAGUUCAGUAAAUCUGUGUUUGGAUUCACUUUCACUAAAUGGAUAUAAAAAUAUUUAUUGUGAAGUUUUGGAAGACCUUUUGUCGAAAAGUAAAUAACUUCAUAUAUGUAAAUAAAAUGUAAUAAAUCCUAAGGUAUUUCACUGGGAUUGUAGCCCUGUUUUUAGGUGUUGUAGGUUCAUUUACCUAAAAAGUUGUAUAUGAUUUUACACCAACAUAAGAUUUAAUUUUUCAAGCACAUAUUGUUUUAUCCUCUUGCAUUCUCUGGAGAGAAAUGAAAUGUUCUUCGACCAAAAAAAAAAAAAAAAUUGGAACAUUUAGUGUCUCCUCUUUGCUGCUUGUUGAUGCAUCUGUUGUUUUCAAUUAGAUUGAUGGCAUCCAUUUUCAGAAAGCAGAUGCUGCCCUCUUUUGCAUUGGUGCAAUUCUGGAAAAGAACCACGUCAGUGAAGUAACUCCAAACUUAUCUCCAAUGAAAGCAAAAUUGGACCACAGUCUCAUCAUUUGCUUACAUGCGUUGGUGCUCUAGGAAGGUACACUACUACCACACCGUAAGUUGAGCCUGUAUGCUGUGCCACACUCAGCUCUUUUGUGCCCUUAACAGUUAUGAGCCUGGCAGAAAUCAGGCUGGUGUGCAGUUUUGGGGAUCAGUAGAUUGCUCAUAUCAAGCAGAGCAGAUUCCAUUUCUAAAUCCUUGCCUUCUUUUCUAUCCCAAUUUCUGUCAAUUUCCUCUUGCUUUGAUAUGAUCUGUUUCUAAGGAGACAGAUUUUUUAUGGUAAGAAAUUAUACUUGCAGUUCUUAAAUAAUACAAUGACAGAAGGGUAGCAGAAGUAGGCAUGGAGACAAUUUCUACUCCUACAGAUUUUUACUGUUAUGGCCAUCUGUGAAAACUGUCACAGUCCUGUCAGGUUGGCUGUAGAUCUGCUGACUCUAGGGUCUCCAUUUUCAGGAUAUAUAUAUUAUAUAUAUUAUAAAAUUAUAUAUAUAUAAUAGGGAUUUUGAUAGUAAGCGUAUCAUUUCUGGAAGACACAGAUUGGGAGUGGUAAGAUCAGUCAGAGUACCUGUGUCAAUUAGAGUCACAAGAGUGAUGAAGUCAUAAGCUUCAGAUAUAACUCUUGAAAGUCUCAGAAGAACUUCUACUACCACCUGGGAAGUGUUAAUUCUUUAAGGCCUUGUCUGGAGUGUUGUGUGCCUUUGUGAUGACCUAAAUUUGGUGAAUUUUAACUCAGAGUGGGAAGGAAGCAUGGGAAUGGCAGCAAAAAUUAUCAGGUGGAUCAACACUACUUCACAAGAGAAACUUGGAAGAACGUGACUUUUCUAGACCAGCAAAAGAUUGGCAAGACCUGUAGAUACAAAAAUACGAGGGAUUUUAUUUAUUUUUAUUUAAACGGUGUUGGUGAACAAUAGAGCAAAAACUGUCAAUGAAUACAUCUAUAUUGGAAAGCAGUAAGUGAUUUCUAGUAUAACAGAAAAGGGGAAAUGAAAACUUGUUUUGGGAGAAAAGCAGAUUUUUUUUCAAAUGAACUUUGGCAGAUUUGUGAAAGCGUUCUUAUAUAGAAGUAGUUACAUGCAAUGCUGAACCUAGAUUGUAUUUCAGAUGCCAAAUAUAUAAGCAAUUGUAUCUUACUGCCUAUAUCUUCUGAAAAAAAAUGCAGCUUAGUUGACAUAUUUGUUUAGCUGCAGGAUGUCCAACCUUAUUGACCUUAUCAUUUAGUAUUUGGGCAGUUUGGUGUAUGGGUAGGAAGAACAUGAGUCUUUGGAGAUGGCUAUUUCUCUGUGGAAAUGAGGGAAGAGAAAGAAGAGCUAGUAGUAGGCUAGGAUGGGGCAGGCAGUACCUGAUUGGUCUAUGCACUAGUUUGGAGGCAGAGGAAAGGCCAGUCUCUCAAGCUUUUCUUUUUGCACUUUGAAAGCACAGCAGUCUCUGUCCAUUGCUCUUCCCCUCAACCUGGAACCUCUGCUGACUGUUUCUGAUCCUUUCUCCCUUUCAAGGUCUUCACUGAUCUUUCUUCUUUCUGGGGCUUUUGGAAAUUCCUUGUUAUUAUCAACUCCCUGGAGUAACUUCAGUAGCACAUAGUUUUGAGAAAAGCCUUGAGCAAGCUCUGUUGCAGCUCGGCUCGGGUUUCUGAUUUGGAUGCAGAAAUCAAGUGACAAAUAACCUUCAGUGAACUGAAGGUCAGCCAAGUUGAUAACAGUGGCCUACAAGAGGUUAUCAGGAUAAUCCUCUAUUAAAAAGCGCUGUUCUGGCACAGACAAAACCAUGGUUUCAUGUUUCUUUCACCUCAUUGAGUUCAUCUCAUUCUGUGGCAAUGACUGAGACUUUGAGCUCAGGGGAUAGAACAGUGAUUGACCAAGGUGGGAUCUUCACUCAUCCAUUCAGAUCUGUGUCAUAAUAGCACGUAGGAAAACCUAGUCACGUUUUGUCUGUGAGUCUUCUAAUUUGUUGCUGCUCUGUGCUCACUUAUGGAAUGAAACCAUCGCCUUGUGAUUUAUAUCUAAUUCUGGCUAGCCAGUUCAGUUGUUUUGUUUGUUUUUGUUUUUAACUCUCCUUUUUAAUUCCUUAAUUAGAAAAAAAAAAAAAAAAAAAAAAAAAAAAAAGCAUGCACAUUAUGGAAGUAUGUGAACACAAACACCAAACUUUAUCAAUGGCAUUGUCAGUAAGGUACAUACAAAUCUGGUUGUGUGUAAGUUAUUCUAAGAGCUUGUCAUCAUUUCUUGAGUUACAACAGCACGAAAAGGGAAAAACUCAUUCAAAACUCAAAUUAUCUCAUGACAUUUGCAGACUGAUCCAAAAAGUUUAAUUUGAACCAUAAACAGUGUUGCGUCUGUCUCUGAGCUCAAUUGACUUUGACAUUGAUAGAAGACACAAUUAGUAUCUGCUUCUGUGCAUCUUAAUUACAGCGGUUACAUUAUAUGCAGUGCAGUUGUGUAUGCCUUAGUCCUGAAGCAUGAAACAUAUUAAUGCUAAAGAUCCUACAGGAAUAAUCUCUAUCAGCAAAAUGGUGAUUGAAGUGCUUAUGUGAUAAAAAUCAUAUAUGCCAUCUCAGAGCUCAAAGAACUUUUCAGUGGUGAGAAAGUUAAUAUUACAGUUAGAUUUUACAGUGGUGAUAGAAUAAGGAUAUGAGGAUAUGGAAGUCACACUGUGUAUUUCUCAAGAUCUGAAAUAUGCUGUAAUUUUAAUGUAUCAGGAAUAAUACUGUCAGAUACAAUCCUUUUAGUGCUGUAGACAAGGGGUUUUCAUGCUUAUUAAAUGAUACCCACAAAACAAUUGAUCUUUGUAGUUUGUCCUUGGAGAUGACACAAUGAGUUUCAAAAACACUCUUGAAGGUGUUCAGUAUUGCUUAUUCAUUUGUCUAGUAUCUGAUGAUCUGUUAGUUUUCUAUAGCGCACUGCAAAUAUUUUUGUAAGUCAUAUUUCCAUCAAAAAAGGCCUUUUCAAAAUCUGCCAUGUCUGUGAGAGCAUUCUGAUUUCAAUUGUUUGAUAUCUUUAAAAAAUGAAUUAUUUUAAAAUUUUGCAAUAUAUCUUAUUAUUUUUAUAAUGUUCUGAACUUUUUUAGUUUUUAACAGCACGUAUGUGAACAAGGUAGAAUGCAAAGUUUUGCAGUUAUAUCUUUUGUACUUUGAUCUGUAAUGGGAGGUGCAAUUAUUAUUGAUAUUAUUUGUAAACUAACCUUUUUUUUUCAAGACAAUACAGUGUAGCCACUGGCUUUCCAGUGUGGCUGCAAUGUCAGCUCAAAUACUUCUGUGCAUUCAGUCAGGUGCUAUUCAGAUACUCCAAACCAGACGAAGUGACAGGUCAAAUACCAUGGAUACUAGACCACAUUGUGAACUAAAAGAGGGGAGAUAUAGAGAUGAAAUCAUGAGGAAAUUUUUUACUUGGAAGCUGGUGAGGCACUGGAACAGGUUGUGCAGAGAAGCUGUGGAUGCUCUAUCCCUAGAGAUGUUAAAUGGCCAGCUUGGAUGGGGCCCUGGGCAUUGUGAACUAAUGGAUGGGAACAUUGUCCAUAGUGGAGGGGGUGGAACUAGAUGACUGUAAGGACCCUUCCAAUCCAAGUUAUUCUAUAAUUGUAUGCAGUAGGAAUGACAGAAGGGAUGUUCCAGUGCUUUGUCUGUCACUGAGCCAAUCAUUCUUUUCUGCAAGUGGAAAAUAUGCACAGAUAAAAAAAGUUGUUUAAUGAGUCCAAACUGCUUGUGCAAUGCAGUGUGACUUGCUAGAACUCAUCACUGUGAAUUCUGAACAAUUCCUGUUUCCACUUAGCAUGUUAUCUUUUAGAAGAGAAAAAAGAAAUAAAGGAAAGAAGAAAUAAAAAGAUUAUAGUCCUGAUAAUUUCCUGUCUGCAGUGGGAGGAAGAAUGGCAGUAGAAGGUGCUAUCUGGAGUGUGCUGUAGCUCACCUUAUUAUCACGUAGAAUAUCAUACAUAUAUGAAUAUAUAUAUAUAUUCAUAGAUAUGUAAAUAUAUAUAUAUUUACAUAGUUAUAGGGAAAGGUAAUGGCUGACAACCAGUUCUAAAUUACCAAAAAAAAUGGUGAUGGUCACAACCCAGUUUAAGAAAGAAAUAUUUGCUUACCCAUUCUAAGGAUCAAGGCUUACCACAUAAUCCAAAAGGAGGGAUCUCCAGUAGAGAUCUCUCCCUUGUGGCUGCUAGCCCUUAAAUGAGACCUAGAGAGCAAUGGGACUUCUGGUUGCACAGAUGAAUUGCUUUCACCUGUGUUCCCAGGGCUGGCUAUGUCCUUUCACUAAGUGCUCAUUCAUUGGUUCAGGCCACAACUUCGCAAUUCCCUUACAAAUUUAAAUAUAUAUAAAUGCUUUCACAUGCAUAAGAUAAAUAUAUAAGCAGUGAAUAUAUAGAGACAAAGAAAUGCAAAAUGUUGGAAAUGAGAAUCUGUAAAAUGUAUUUACUUCCAAAAAACUUUUUAGGAAGUAUCUAGUUCAACUGUUAAUAAUGUACAUCAAUCCACCAAGUUGCCUGCUUGCUUUGGGCUCAUCUAAAUUGUGAGAAAUCUCUGAUGUGCAGACUAAAUCUUUGCCAAUCUUCAAAGGAGAAUAUUGUCACUGAUCUUUUUUUUAUGUAAGCUUUCUCUUGCAGAUUUCUGUGUUGAAGAGGAAAGCUUCCAAUCCAGGGAUUACAAACAGUGAGUAAGCCAGUGGAGAUAUGAAGGCUGGCUUAUGGUUUUCCAAAAAAUCAUAGCAAAUACUGAUUUCUUGAAGUUUGGUAAGUCAGAGAAUCUGUAAAUUAGAUAAUUUACAGGAAGAGACAGAUAUCUGCAAGAGCUGUGCUAAGUGAAACUAUGACAAGUUGUUACAUUUUAUUGUGUGGUGUAUAAUCACAGCAAGGUUUACUGUUUUGAUUCUCCUCUUAGUUUUAUAUUGUUGGUUUUGAUUGGGAUUUGCUUACAAUGGAGAUGUUCCACUGAAAGAAUGGAGAGGAAGUACAGAGGACAUAUUCAAUAUCUGAGAUCUUGGAUCUCAUUUUUUUUCACUUUGUACAUUAAUAAUUCAACAAAUGUUUAGAAAUUGUAAAAUACAGUCAUAGAAUCAUAAUACGGUUACAAAAUCAUUGAUUUGAAAGGGACCCUUAAAGGCCACCUGGUCCAACAUCCUUGCAAUGAAUAGCAAAACCUACAGCUUGAUCAGGGGCUUGUGCAGCCUGACUUUGAGUGUCUCCUGGGAUGGGGCAUCUAGCACCUCUUUGGGCAACCUGUGCCAAACUUGUUAGCAUGAACUGCUCUGAACUCAACCUACUGAGAGCAAGUCAACAGGCACUUGGAUUCCUACUGCUAUCACCAUCUGCUUGAAGCAGGCCUUCAGAGCUGCCUCCACAGCCCCAACUCUCCUGCAGAGAAAAAGGGCCUACAAAUUUCCUGAUAGCACAAAAUCCAUGCUCCUCUAUGGUUUCUAAAUUUAUUUACUAAGACCCCUUAAUAGUGAACAAGACUCUUCUUGCACUAAAUAAAUUGCAUGGUUAAGGUAUGUUACGUCAACUGCGUGUCCAAAGUGAGGAUUAUGUAAAAACAGUCUCAAUAAUUAAAAUGAAUAUAGCAUAAACAGGUUUUUUGUUUGAGUUUACCAUGAUACAUUUUCUUGAAGUGUUUAAAAAUCCAAAAGCACAAGUCUAAAUGUUUCUGAUCUCCUUUCAACAAAUGUUCUAUACAAACAAAGCAACUGCAUGAAUCAAACACUACAGAAUUAAGUAAAUGUAUGAAAAAAUCUCAGAAAGUGUAACUGGCAGUCAUUCAGCAUGGAAAAUAUCGUGAAAAACUUCACUAUGGCUGUAGAACAGUAAAACUGUAAACAGGGGUCAACUCACCUCUGUAAGUUUGUAAGUUUGACAGUGGAGACGGAACAUCCACAUGUUGCCUGUGGAAUAACUCCAUGGUCCAUAGAAUGGCACUGUGCCACACAGAAGUUUGUCGCUGGCUUUUGCUACAUUUUCUGACAGCAUAAGCAUGAGGUGGACUUUGUCCUAUCACAGGUUUCUCUUCUGAAUUUCCAGGCUUUCCAGAAUUCAGAGUAAUUGUACAGAUUAUUCCAUGCAGACACCCCAGAUGAUUCUCUGUGUCUUUACUCAGAAAUAACACCAUCUGCUUUCUGUGGGCAUUUUGCUUGAAUAAAUAACAGUACACUUAACCCCUGAAGGGUUUGCCUAGGAGCUACAAAGCAGCCUCCAGAACAACUGCUUCAUCUUGCUGCUGAGAAACUAUUGGCAAAGCCUGAAACUAAUUAAUAGUAGUCACUGCUUACAAGAUGCUUUAUAUAUUCAAAGUAUUGUACAAAACCAUAUUCAGUUGUCUGUCUAAAUACCACGUUAUUUGCAUUCUACCUAAGAUGAAUGCAAAAACUUGGACCUUGUGCAGCCUGCAGCUAUCAAGCGUAGAUUGAAGGGAGCUAAAUCUUUAUAUGCAUGUUCAUGGUGCAUACACAUGCAUGUUCAUGGUACAUACUAGGUGCAUACACUCAUGUAGCAUCACAGAGUUACUCUAUGGCUCAAAGAUGGAACCAACCCAUAGAUACCAUAAUUUGGAGUGCAUAACAGAUUUCAAAAGCCUUCUAAACAGUGUUUGAGGAUCAUCUGGUAUAAUGUUUGCAAAUUUCUCUUAACUCAGCAUAUCCCACGAAGAAAAUAUACUAGGAGCACUGCAGUCAAUGGUUUUACAUUAAAACUCCACACUAUAUGACUAUUCUUAUUUAUUAAAAAAAAAAAAAAAAAAAAAAA